GCCAUUAAAUAUUCAGAAAGGACAUUUUAUUGUUAUUUUCAUCUGUGUCUGUUUACGUCGGGGAAUAUUAGGCUAAUAUUGCCCUAGAAUUACUCAUCGGCACGGCUGUUACACCAAAAUGCCGAGUGAAAAUAUAGCAGUAAAAAGUAUAGUCAGAUGUCGGCCAUUGCUAGCAGACGAAACUAGCCAUGGAUGUAAAAAUAUAGUUAAAAUAGCUGGGAACAAGGUAGUGGUUGACGCUAAUGGAAAGGAAAAUAGUUACGGAUUAGAUGGGAUAUAUGUUUCGGAUGUCAAUAAUUCGGUGAUCUAUAAAGAAAAUUGUGAUAGCCUUCUACACAGGGCUUUAGAAGGAUAUAAUGUCGGGUUACUGGCAUUUGGAGCUACUAAUGCAGGGAAGACAUACCUGAUGGUCGGCAAUAACCAAGAUGAAGGCAUUAUUCCACAGUUAUGUAACAACUUAUAUACCCAAAUAAAUCAAAGAUCUAAUAAAGAAUUCUUCAUCACCGUUUCAUAUCUAGAGGUGUUAGAUGGAGAAAUGAUGGAUUUAUUAAACCCACAUACCAAUGAAAUGAAAAUCAGAGAGCACCCAAAUAAAGGCAUCUACGUUGAUGGUUUAUCGGAAUUGGUCUGCCAUAACCAGGACGAGUUAAAGAUGUACUUUGACCAAGGAACCAGAGCAAGGAAGAUGGCAGCUAGCGACAUGAAAGCUCACAGAACACGGGCACAUUCUAUUUUUAAUAUCAACAUCGAGCAGAAGGAAAAACAGUCCAGUAAAGUUGGUAUAAGAUCUACCAUAACAUUAGCAGAUUUAGCAGGAUGUGAAGUCCAAGAUGCUGAUGCGGAUACUCUUCAACGAGCCGAGACUCAAGCCAUACUGAACGUUAUUACAGCAUUAGCUGAUUCUAAGAAGAAAGGUGGUCACGUUCCUUUCAGAGAUUCUAAAAUAACCCGCUUGCUUCAGGAGAUGCUUAGCGGGAACACCAUCACCAUGAUGCUUGCAGUUGUCUCUCCAGCAGAUAAAUGCUACAAACAGACGUUGUCCACUUUGGAGCAUGCACAGAUGAUAAGAAACGUCAAAAAUAAAGUCAAGCUUAAUGUGGAUGAUACCCAAACAGUUAUUAAUGAAUUACGCAAUGAAAUUAGCAAGCUGAAGGAUAAAAUAGCAGCAAGUAAUGAACCCAAGCAAGAGGAUGUAAGCAAAAUGGAGGAACUCGUCCAAGAUUUACAAGUGGCCAAAAAAUUCAGUAUAUCCGAAAGAGAAAAACUGUCGACUAAAUAUGCCGAGGACAGAAAGAUUAAUUUAUCCAAGAAAGGUAUUUUGGAAUGGGUUAUGGGCAGUGACAAACAAGGCAGUGUUGAGGUCCAAGAAAAAUUACUGCUUUUACAAAAGGAAAAAGAUCAAUUGACUAUCCAAUACAAGGACAAGCGAAAGAUUAUCGGCGAUUUGAAGGAAGAACUGCAGAAUAAAAUAACAGAAUAUUCUAAAUUUACUGAAAGUGGCCAGAAAAGUGAAUCGGAAACCAAAUCCAGAGUAAAUGCCAUUAAAACUCUGAAAGAUAAAUUGAAAGAAGAAACUGAGAAAAUUAAAAGAAUUAAGGAUGAAUUAAAUGUUUUAUUGGACAAGCAGCAAACAGAAAGACAGAAUGCCCAAGCUCAAAUUUCAGCUCUGAAGGGAAACGCGAAUCUGAGACAGAAAGUUGAAGUGGAAGAAAGGCAGAGGUUAGAAGCUGAAAACAAAACUUUAAUUGACGAAGAAUUGGACAGAAUACAAAUGGAAAUCGAAAGUAAAAAGGCUGAUGUCCAAAUGCAAAUCGCAGAGGGGAAAACGUACACUGUGGAAGAAGGCAAAAAAUUAGAAAUUGAAUUGGCAGAACUGCAAGCUGAAAAAUCAGUGGUCACUCUGAAGCUACACUGUCUUGAAAAAGAAAAAGCUCACGUUAGUAAGGAGCUAGAUGAGAUUUACCAGUUACAUCAUGACGAGCUGGAAUUACAACAGUUGCAGCAUUAUCAAACCUUUAGACAAUAUCGUCAAAUGUUCGAGGAACAGAAAGUUGCUAUAGAACAGCGUUAUCGAGUCUUGUUAGAAGAAGCUCUGCAAGACGCUGUGUAUUUAUCAGCACGAAAUCAAGAAAUUUUACAGGAACAGGCCCCUUUAAAACAACAAAAUGCUGAAAUGAAAGAUGUUAUCACUAAACUUGGUGGUAAAAUUCCUCCCUUGGAAAAUUAA
Molecule: messenger RNA, 2227 nt
Organism: Lottia gigantea (owl limpet)
Lineage: Eukaryota; Metazoa; Mollusca; Gastropoda; Lottiidae
Exons: 2
Coding region: 119-2227 (702 amino acids)
Biological process (GO): microtubule-based movement; mitotic spindle organization
Molecular function (GO): microtubule motor activity; microtubule binding; ATP binding
Source: RefSeq, a predicted model, not a curated record